AUCGUUACUUCUAAAAACCCUAUCCCUAUCGGUAUACCUAUCAGCUGCAGUUGAGUGCGACCUGAAUCAUUUUGUUUAUAGUCAGCAGCCGUGGACGAUGGGCAUUCGUCAUUUGGACACAUUCAUCCGUCAGACGGUUCCGGACGGUUGUUUCAAAGUGAAUAUUGAAAAUGAAAUCCGGGAGUACUACAAAGCAGCUACGGAGGGCAAACCCCUUCCAUCCCCCAUCAUCGUCAUUGAUGUGAUGUCUUUGUAUGUGCCCUUGAGUAGGUUGGAUGCAGAAUCACGGCUGUUUGGAGGGCGAUUGUAUUUGGCAUACUUAAUUAUAAAUCAUUUCUUUUCCAAACUGAAAGCCCUCGGAGUGGAGCUGCAGUUUUUCGUCGAUGGCACAGUGCCGAGCUUCAAGCUCAAAACCUGGUGCGAGCGAAGGAAUGCGAAUUAUAAGAAAAUGAUUGACAUUUACGAUGCAGUUGAUAAAGGCACUGAUGUCGAAACGAUCGCGACUGAGAUUGGCUCCUUUGUGAACGAGUAUGCAAUGGAAUAUCUCGCUAAAAAACACGGCACCUUAUCAGUGUCGAUUUUAAAAGAGUGUGAUCAGGAAUUGGCUACCUUUGCACGGAAAAACAAUGCGUUAGCGAUCAUUGCAGACGACUCGGAUUUUUUGAUCUAUGAAGGAAAUUGGCGUUAUUGGUCAUCCAGAGAUAUUGAUAUCGUCACAUUGGAAACGAUGGAAUAUAACCGUCCGGCGUUGGUUGAACACUUGGAAUUGAGCUUUGCGCAGAUGCCAUUGUUUGCGACUCUCAGUGGAAACGAUAUUGUGAAAUUUGAGGAACUUCUACCCUUUCACUCCAGUCUGGGCCAGUACAGUCGCAAGUUCUAUAAUGUGGCAAAAUUUGUACGGCAACAACCAAUUGGCUUACCGUAUCCUAUAGAUCUGCAUCUUGUUCUAAAUCAAGCGUUUGGGGUGCACGACGAGCAAAUGAAAACACGCUUCCAGCAGAGCUUAGGCUUCUACAGAACGAAUGGCAUCACUUCAAAUCCCAUCCCGAGCAAUGACCCAAUCCUUGACAUUCUUUUGAAUCAUCCUUUCAUGUAUCAAAUUUGGUACAAGCAACCUUAUCCGGUAUUGCUCGGAUUUACCGACUUACGUCCGAAAGAUUUGGGACAGCAGCUGCCGGAGCUCAUCCUCCAAAUACUGCUACGCUCAGCUGGAAUCAUCCUGUACCAUCGUUUGAAACGGCGCAGAUACUACGCUUUUCCUUUCGUGUUCAAACUUGAUCACGAAUCCGAUUAUGUGCAACAGAGCUUUCCUGUUCAAUUUCCAACCCACAUCGAAGUACCAACUCUUGUCGACCUGCACUCCGGAGAUCAAACCAACAUUCCGCGCGACCUGGACAUAAAACUAAAGCUUCUCAGCUGGAUCGUAUCGGACAGCUUAGACUAUGAACGAGUGAAAUCGGUAAGAUGGCCGUACGUUGCUACCGUCCUCACGCUUUACCUUCUCAUGGAGAAAGGACUAAUUGAAUUGUUCGAAGCCGAUCUGUUGCUGCAGGUAGCGCACGACGUAGUGUCGACAUCGUACGAUUCGAGGGCAUUGGAAAUUCCAAACAAGGUGGAAAGUCGCCCAUUUCGGUUGGUUUUCUUCUACAAGAAUAUGUAUAGAUUCAUUGCUGAUGCCAUCGGCUGGGUCGGUUUGAAAAUUGGUGGUAGUGAUGUACUAUUCGACGGAGUGCUCUUCCACAGCCGCUAUGCAGAAUGGGCCAAGGAAGGCGGGGGUGAUUUGAAGGAUAUCGAGCAGUGGCGUAUUUAUGCGAAGAUUUGA
This is a messenger RNA of Ochlerotatus camptorhynchus, 1822 nucleotides long. RefSeq lists its product as uncharacterized. The coding region runs from base 98 to 1822 and encodes 574 amino acids. Gene Ontology annotation, cellular component: nucleus. The transcript is spliced from 3 exons. NCBI's taxonomy places the organism in Eukaryota, Metazoa, Arthropoda, Insecta, Diptera, Culicidae. The record is from RefSeq and is a predicted model, not a curated record.